Neurospora tetrasperma FGSC 2508 is the source of this 453-nucleotide messenger RNA. RefSeq lists its product as uncharacterized. The transcript has a single exon. NCBI's taxonomy places the organism in Eukaryota, Fungi, Ascomycota, Sordariomycetes, Sordariales, Sordariaceae. Bases 1 to 453 code for a protein of 150 amino acids. The record is from RefSeq and is a predicted model, not a curated record.
AUGUACUCUAUUCAUAUAUUAACGUUGUCUUUAUAUAGCAUAUCGACUACCAUCGAAAUCAGUAGCAAUUCUAACUCCUACUAUACCUCAAACUCGGAUAAACUUACUCCUACAUCUCCCGCUCCCGUUACUACUCCUCCGCUAACUUCUACUAGUAUUCCCAAUAAGGGUUCUAGCGAAAAUUCUAUUAACUUUAACUCUAAAUCUAAAUACGAUAUACCCAAUCCAACAACUAAGGAAAUCACACCCCAACUACUAGCGUUUACAAAGGAAGUACAAAAAGUACUUAAUAAUUGGGGGAAGGACUAUAGCAUAGCCUUUAUACGCAGCCAAGUAGCAAAUUAUUGGCAAGGCAAGCCAACGUACUACCGGUUAAUUUGUAACCGAUAUAACCAACCGAAGCGUUCUACUACUAAACUCAAGAAGACGAAGAAUAGGAAGUAUAGCUAUUAA